GACAUGGUGAUGGCUCCCCGUCCUGCCUUUCAGUACAGUCUCAAAGCUGAGCUGCAACAGUGCCGGAAAGCCCAGAGCGGCAGCGACGCACGGGUCGCUGCCGGCGCUCAAGAACUGGGAGCCGGAUACUCCUGGCAGAACACUGUCCCUGCGCUGCUAAAGGGAAAUCCGAGAGAACUGCAGAAAUUAGUAGAACUAGAAGACGUGCAAGUUCUGAGUGAGUACGAUGAGAAGGGGCACACGCUUGUGCACUGGGCAGCCCUGACAGGGUCCAGAUCUCUCCUGAGUUACUUAGUAGACUUGAGGCUUCCUUUGAAUCUCCCCAGCCGCUCGGAACCGGCGCAGCGACCUAUUCAUUGGGCUGCUGUGAAAGGACACAUCACUGUCAUAGACAUAUUGCUGCAAGCCGGCGUUUCGUUGGAUGAGAGGGACCAGAAAGGAUGCACUCCCCUGAUAUUAGCUUCGCAGUACGGACACGUUGCCCUCUGUUGUUACCUAAUGGGGAAGGGAGCCAGUCUCCAAACCUGUGACAGCCAAGGUGACAACGCAUUACACUGGGCAGCCUCUCAAGGACACUGUGAGUUAACUCGCCUACUGAUAUGUUCUGGCUUUAAUCCCAGGCAACAGGAUGACUUUGGCCAGACACCAUUGCAUUUAGCGGUCCUUAGUGGCAAUCUCCCCACCGUCCAGCUGCUGUGUGAGCAGAAUGGAGUGGAAUUGGAAACUGAGGAUAAAAAUGGGAACACACCUCUAAAGCUUGCAAGAGGUCAUCAAUAUAAAGAUAUCAUUGUAUAUUUAGAAAACAUCAUCAGUCUAUCAAAGAGUCAGGCUCUGAAAUUUGAUUGGAGUACAUUGGUCUUUGGCCCACCAGGAAAAUCAAAAGGACCGCUAUUUUUCUUUUAUGGCUGUUUGCUGUUGUGGGGUUACCCUACUUAUUUUACCCAGAUUGUCUCAAUCUCGUUCUCCAGGCUAAUGGGCUUCCAUAUCACCUUCUUGAUCUCCAAUGUACUGAUGUGGUAUCUAUUCCUAAAUGCUUCCCUAAUGAAUCCUGGUUUUCUUCACAGAGACUGUGAAGAAUAUGAUCAUGCUCUCAGAAAGGCAGUUUAUUUUGAAGAAUGGAAACAGGGAAAGAACCCACUGAGGAGGCUUUGUCAUACUUGCCACAUUGUGAAGCCUCUCCGGUCCAAGCAUUGCCAAGUAACUAACCGCUGUGUGGAGUACUUUGAUCAUUACUGUCCUUACAUCUAUAACGAUGUAGGCUACAGAAACCGGAAUUAUUUUUUGGGUUUCCUAGCAACAAUGUGCCUUAAUAGUGUGAUGGGAAUCUAUCUUGCUUGGGAUUGGUUUAAUGAGAUGGGACGCAGCAUUUUCAUUGGAAUCGGCUUCAUAUUCCUGUCUGUUAUUGCAGUCACAUCAGCAAUAAUGACUGGCAUAUAUUUCUAUAUGGCUGCACUUAAUUUAACAAUAAAUGAACAUAUGAAUCAGAAGAGAUACAGUUAUCUUCAUACCAAGGAUGGACACUUUCAUAACACAUUCAACAGAGGCAUUAGACUGAACCUAAUGGAAUUCUUUCACCUAAUCGAUCCACAGAGGGAGGAAGUGUUCAAUACAGUGGAUGGGUUGCACAUCAUUUGAACAAUGUAAAAACCAUGACAACAUAUAUAACUCUCUUCACUCAAAAUUACAGCACAAGCAUUUUUCUUUAUGCAUCCUUAUAAACUUCUGUUUUGAGAAGGAAUGUGAAGAUGUACUACAUAAGAUAAAAACAGCCAAUUAUGUAUCAAAGAAAGGAGAAUUUUACUUUUAAUGCAUAAAAGAUUAAGGGGUCAAGUAAAGUUCAUCAAUCAAACUACACAAAUGCAUAUAUUUCUCAAUAUUGUUGAUUUUGGGACUAUGAUGCAUUUGCUGCUAUAUUCAGGAAUCAAGGAUGCAAAUGUUAAAAAAGUUGAAAGUUUAUGAUAUUCAAUGCAAGACAUUCUUGCAUAUAUUUUAUCACACAAGAUGUUGCCAACAGUAUAUGCCUGUAAAUAUUCAAGUUAUUAUCAUUGAAAUUACUUAUUUUAGUGCACUCCAGAUGAAAGUAUUACCCUGUUAUUCAGAGCAAGUGAUAUUUGGUUAAAUUACUCAGAGAAAAUAAGUUAUCCAAGAAUGAUUCCAGAGCAAACAGUCUUGCAAAAUUAUGUAAUUAAAAUCAGACUGUGCCUAUUGCUUGUUCCAAAUAGCCAGAUGUAGAAGUAAAGGGCUAAGGAUAUCCACGACAAAACAGAGAGUGGAAGUGGCUUCAACUAUGAAAACGGGUUGGUAAAAUUCUGAUUACUCAGGGAGUUAUUUGACUGAACUAUUAUGUACUUUUUCCCUAGGAGCUAUUUUUGUUAUCUGGAAAACUUGACUUAAAAACGUAUAUCCAAAUGGAAAUUGUGCUUACUUUUUUCAAAUCUGCUUCAAAUAUUUGACAGAGUUCAAGGAUGAACAGUUGCAUAUGGAAAAACUUAACAUUUUCUAGAUUACAGACAGAAUAUUAGGGCAAGCCAUAAUGUUGUGUGGUUCUGAACAUGUUUUCAAUUUAUUCCACAAAACCAUUGAUGUUUUCUUUUAUUGACAGGCUGAAGUUAUUUUUCCCUUCCUUAUUAGAUCUAAUAACCUUGAUCACUGUAAUCACUGUAUGUUAUUGCAAAUUGCUAAUUUUUGUUUAAAUAUUUUUGAACUGUUUUCAGCUUGUAAAUGUCUGAAACUGAAUUUAUGAAGGUGUUUAUUGAAUAUGUAAUUUAUCAAUGUACUGUACGUGAGUUAGGCUCCACCUCCACUAGUCACAUAUCCUAUCAACUGCAUAUAAUACUCAUUCCUUCAUGGUGAAGCAAACAAAACACAAGAACUUUGUAUUGAUUUAGAUUAUCAUCAGAUCAGUUUUGUAGGUUUCACUCAUGAGCAUUAAACCCACUCAUGAGCAUACUUGGCAUUGUAGCCCAGAAUGAUUACCAAACUGAUGGCAAAGACAUUGGAGCAUUAACUUUCCACAAGCCCCAUAUCAAGUAGACCUGCUAUCAAAACUUCAGGCUUAAAGGCUGUAUCAUGUCAUACUGCGGUAUUAAUAUAAAUGUUUCACAAAUUCUUAAUAUUACUUGUGCCUUAGUGAUUUUUACAAUCUAUAUGCAUAAUAAAGGAGAAAAUGCCCAAUAAAUUACUUCAGUUUUACAAAAGCACAUAGCUGAUAAAAUUAUCUUUAUUAUUAAUUGUAAAUUUUACUGUGAUUAUAUCAUAAACAGAAUGUGUAAUUUAAUAAGUAGUUCCAUUUGUAACAUAAUCCAUCAUAAAAUUUCAUAAGCAGCUUCAUUUUACAAAAUUUAUGUAUUAUACAGUGCUACUGGAAAUGAUAUUGUUCUGACAUUUAUUAAACAAUUAUGCAAUGUUCAGUAGUUUUAUAUCAAAAUUACCACUAUGCAAAAUAACUG
Mobula hypostoma (lesser devil ray) is the source of this 3449-nucleotide messenger RNA. RefSeq lists its product as uncharacterized. Gene Ontology annotation, molecular function: palmitoyltransferase activity; protein binding. The record is from RefSeq and is a predicted model, not a curated record. Lineage: Eukaryota; Metazoa; Chordata; Chondrichthyes; Myliobatiformes; Myliobatidae. The transcript has 10 exons. Gene Ontology annotation, biological process: protein palmitoylation. The coding region runs from base 4 to 1635 and encodes 543 amino acids. Gene Ontology annotation, cellular component: Golgi membrane.